Molecule: messenger RNA, 825 nt
Organism: Dendroctonus ponderosae (mountain pine beetle)
Lineage: Eukaryota; Metazoa; Arthropoda; Insecta; Coleoptera; Curculionidae
Gene: Prpk
Product: EKC/KEOPS complex subunit TP53RK
Biological process (GO): protein phosphorylation
Cellular component (GO): cytosol; EKC/KEOPS complex; nucleus
Molecular function (GO): protein serine/threonine kinase activity; ATP binding
Source: RefSeq, a predicted model, not a curated record
CAGAGUAUCAUCUGUGGCCCUGACUGUUACUAACAUAAAAUAACCUAACUAUUCAAGUUCAAGUAGAUAAAAUAAAUCGAUGGACUUUCCUUUAAAGCUUUUCACCAAAAAAACCAUUAGAAUCCACACCACUUGAUGUUCGCAAGCACCCUUUUGCUCAACUAUCCAGAAAAGCAUGGAAGGCUUCAAGUUGAUAAAACAAGGGGCUGAGGCCAAGUUAUACCAAGGCGUCUACUUGGGAGUCCCCACAAUUAUCAAAGAAAGGUUUGUCAAAACCUACAGGCACAAGCAUCUGGACGACUCGCUAACCAAGGAGCGAAUGCGGGCAGAAGCCAAAGCGCUGGUAAGAUGCAAAACUGUUGGAAUCGCAACCCCCAUGCUCCUAAACGUGGACUUCCACACAAGAAUGAUUUUUAUGGAGCACUUCGUGCAUAGCAUAACGUUGAAGGACUUCAUAGAGCAGACCUGCCUGGAUACGCUGCUGGAGUUGUCAGUGCUGAUAGGGAAAACGCUGGGCAAAAUGCAUGCAGGCAGUAUCAUUCAUGGGGAUCUCACUUCUUCCAACAUUCUGCUGGUCAACACCAGCAACAAGGACUGUUUUGAGGACCUGCAGGAGCUGAAGCUGGUUUUGAUCGAUUUCGGGCUGGCCCACAUCGAGCCCUGCGCGGAGGACAAAGGGGUGGAUCUGUAUGUUCUGGAACGAGCCCUCCUUAGUACUCAUGCAGUGGCAGAGGCGAUUUUUCCCAGCAUACUGGAAGGGUACAAGCAGAGCUACAAAAACGGGUUUAGGGAGGUUUUUUGCAAGUAUGAAGAAGUGCGAGCGAG